CUUCUGCUGCCAAAGAUGAGGCUGAUAGCUACAUGAGAUUGUUUUUAGUCUGGGAACUGUACGUACAGCUUUUUUUGAAAAGUUGUAGAGACGAGAGGAGUGAAUUGUCACACACUUGUCCUGUAGGUGCUGCGAUGGACCUGGUUCUCAGCGUGGCCGAUUACUACGUCUUUACCCCGUAUGUGUAUCCAGCCACAUGGCCCGAGGACAACAUUGUCCGACAAACUGUUAGUCUGUUGAUUGUCACGAACCUGGGUGCUUAUAUCCUCUACUUCUUCUGUGCUACCCUUAGCUACUAUUUUAUCUAUGAUCAUUCCUUAAUGAAACAUCCACAGUUUUUAAAGAAUCAAGUCUCUCGAGAGAUCACGUACACUGUCAAGGCUUUGCCGUGGAUUAGUAUCCCCACUGUUUCAUUGUUCUUGUUGGAGCUGAGGGGUUACAGCAAACUCUACGAUGACAUAGGAGACUUUCCAUAUGGUUGGAUCCAUCUUGCCGUUAGCGUGAUGUCCUUCCUCUUUUUCACGGACAUGCUGAUCUACUGGAUCCACAGGGGCCUGCACCAUAGACUGGCCUACAAGCGCAUACAUAAACCUCAUCAUAUGUGGAAGAUCCCCACUCCAUUUGCAAGCCAUGCUUUUCACCCUGUGGACGGCUUCCUUCAGAGUCUGCCUUACCAUAUAUACCCCUUUGUCUUCCCACUACACAAGGUGGUAUACUUAGGGUUGUAUGUACUGGUUAAUGUCUGGACAAUUUCCAUCCAUGACGGUGAUUUCCGUGUUCCCCACAUCCUAAGGCCGUUUAUCAACGGGUCAGCUCACCACACAGACCACCACAUAUUCUUUGACUAUAACUAUGGACAGUAUUUCACACUGUGGGAUAGAAUUGGAGGCUCUUUUAAACAUCCUUCCUCCUUUGAAGGGAAAGGACCACAUAGUUAUGUAAGGAGCAUGGCAGAAGAAGAAGCCAACAGCUUUGCAGAAAAUGGCUAUAAAAGCAAAAAAGUAUGCAAUGGAGAGUUUACAAAGAAUAAGUAGACUAUUUCCCAAUUAUUAACUAUUUUACAUAAAAAAAUAAUCUACACACAGUCAAGAUACAUAGCAAAUUAAGUGGUGUCAUUUGAAUGUCAGCAUUGCGUGUCUUGCUGAGGAAUGGUCCUGGUGGUAAACUGAGGGAAGAUGCUGGGAGCACCAAGAUUGUAAUUUCAUGGUUAAUAUGUCAGAAACUGGUCCAGGGACAAUGUGUGUCUUUCCAGCCAGCAGCUCUGCAGCCUGUACAGCCCAACAACAACUUUAAAUAAGAUAGAAAAUAAGCUACUGAAGAAGCUCUUCUGUGUCCUUUUGCCUUAAUCCACUCAUACUCGUUAAGGAAAAAGUAUCCAUUGUGCUUAACCAUACUGAGUCUAGCCAGGAAAUACUAAUGUGAAGAUGGCUCCCAUUCCUGGAGUGGCUGGCUCUGCAGUAAGUGUAGAGAAUUUGUAGGGCUUUAAUUAAA
Molecule: messenger RNA, 1491 nt
Organism: Acomys russatus (golden spiny mouse)
Lineage: Eukaryota; Metazoa; Chordata; Mammalia; Rodentia; Muridae
Gene: Sc5d
Product: sterol-C5-desaturase
Exons: 4
Coding region: 33-1034 (333 amino acids)
Molecular function (GO): iron ion binding; oxidoreductase activity
Source: RefSeq, a predicted model, not a curated record